CCGGCCGCUUGCGCCACUCAACUGUAUACUAGUAGACUCGUUUCCGCCAAGAUGGCGGCGACCGCGUUCGCGUUGGUAUGGCGCUCCUGCUCGUUUCACGGUAGCCGCUUGAGUGAGGCAAGUUUCGCUUUAGGAAACUUCAGGACAUCUCGACCAAACAGCUGGCUUUACGUAUCUGCAUACAGCAGUAGGUUUACGGCAAUGCAAGUGAGACAAGCAACUAACCUUCGUGGCUCGAAGAACUCCGGCACGGAAUCAGGUGCGCUGUGUGUCAGCUGUUUUCAGUGACGUGUUUUGUCAGUUGUACAGAGCGUUCAGCCAUGUCAGCACCUCCAUGGAAGGAGGCAGCCAGCCUCAUUGUAGUAAGCCGUGCUCCAUUACGAGAUGUGGUGGGAAAAGACUUGGCAACAGCCAUGAUGGCCACCGUAUGGAACAACCAGACUGAGCGUGUGUCACGCUGCGACUACCGUGUGCUGAUGGUCAAGCGGUCAAGUCUGAGCUCAUUCAUGGCCAACGCUUACGUGUACCCAGGUGGCCUCUGUGAGCCAUGUGACUUCUCAUCUGAUUGGUGGGAGGUGUUUGCCGCAGUGGGUGCCACAAAAGAAGCUCUUCUCAGGGAUGUCUGCAACCGAGCUAAGGGUCCACGACCGCCAAUGAUUACCAAGCCCAUGACAUUAUCGCACAAUCAGCUCAGUUCUGAAGACCAUUUGCCAGGUGACUUGGCUUAUCGUAUCUCGGCCAUUCGGGAGACAUUCGAGGAAACAGGGGUCCUGCUGCUCACACAAGCUGCUCCUGUUCGUGGGGAGGCUGUUCUGGCCGAGUGUUUGAGCGAAGGCGUCGACACAACACUGUGGCGACAGCGGUUGCGAGAAGAUCCAGUGAACCUGUUGCGCAUGUGCCGUGAAAAUCGUCUCUGUCCUAAUGUCUGGGCCCUGCAUGAAUGGUGGGACUGGUUGACACCCAUCUCGGUGGGCCACCGACGUUAUGACACCAUGUUCUACAUCUGCUGCAUGGAUAAGCAGCCACAGGUGGUGCUCGACCAGAGUGAAGUGAUUACACUGAAGUGGUGCACUCCUGAGGGCAUGCUUCAAGACUACUCUACCGGGGCGGUGUUCCUGGCGCCGCCGCAAGUCUACGAAACCUCGCGGUUGCUGAACAUGACAAGUUUCGCGGAGCUAAGCCAGUUCGCCUGCCACAGGGCCACCGAAGGCUGCGAGCAGUGGAUGCCCGUCAUCGCCUCGGCCAGCGAUGGCGCUGUGUCCCUACUACCAGGUGAUGACCUCUACCCUGAAGAGCCAGACUACUUUGGCCGAGGCCCUGGUCCUGAAUACCCAUUCAGCCUCGAGGAGCUGCGCAAGCGCUGCCAGAACCUCCACCGUAUGGAGGUGCAGGGCCCCCUGUGCACAGCCUAUUCCAACAUUGAGCCUCCCAGAGGUCACCUACAGCCACAGACCUUCGAGGGCCCGGCAUCUAUGGUGCCAUCCAUGCUUUGACAGGCUGCUUGGCAAAGUGAGCUUGACUCACUGCUGCUGUGUACAUUGUUUUGCUCAAGCGGCUGGGCUGCACAGGGAACUCAGCAUUGCUGCCAAUUUUGCAAUGAUGCCUUGUCUUGUAGCGCAUAGUGCAUGAUGCCUGGCGUGGCUGUUCAGUUCAGGUCUCAAAUGACUGUUAGGUGUUUAGUGGCAAAGCUUUGUUACACUGAGCUUUAAUCACUUUUUAGAAAAGGCCCUCUUGCUUUCAUUUUGCAUAGGCACAUGGCAGGCCAAAAUAUCAGCCAACGAUCUUUUUCAACAGCAUAUGUAACUUGAUCAGCAGAAUCACUCUAGGUGUUUCUUGAGUACAAAAAUGCCUCAAUUUAGGAGAAUGGGUGCAAGUCAGAUAACUUGGGUGAGGAGUUACUGUCCUAACCUUGGCUCUUUGGCUUUGCUGUGAUUUCUUAGCUUGUCAGGUGGCUCAAAACUGGUGUCCUGUUUGUUAAGCCUUUUUUCCUGAAAAUAUUGAAUGCUUGCUGCGCAUCCCACAUUGCUAAUAGAUGGUUUGAUGAAACUGUGAGUGAAAAUGCUUUAUGUGAAGCAGUUUCACAUUUCAGUUAAAAGUGUAUCUUUGUGCAGUUUAGCAGUGCUUAGUGUUUAAAUGGUGCAAAGUAACUGUACCCUACAAUUCUUGGGUCUUACUUUGAUGUUUUCAUUUUUUUCAUGGAAUGUGCAUUUUUGUGGUGGUGAUAGAUUGAACUUUUAUUUUGCUGUGAAUUGCUUUUGUCCUAUCAUUUGAAAAAUAGUUUUAGUGCUGAUUCUUUAAGAGUAUAUUUUGGCCCACUGAUUUCCAUUCACUUUGCUCUCUUAGUUGUAGCUAUCAUGUGGCUGCUCAUUUGGUCUCAGAUUGUAAAUGUCUUGAAAUCAGACAUACACCACUGUGCACAGACAUAUCUACUUUAUUUCAGUGUGAGAAGUU
Messenger RNA from Dermacentor andersoni, 2451 nucleotides. RefSeq names its product acyl-coenzyme A diphosphatase NUDT19-like. Gene Ontology annotation, cellular component: mitochondrion. The record is from RefSeq and is a predicted model, not a curated record. NCBI's taxonomy places the organism in Eukaryota, Metazoa, Arthropoda, Arachnida, Ixodida, Ixodidae. Gene Ontology annotation, molecular function: hydrolase activity, acting on acid anhydrides, in phosphorus-containing anhydrides.